Acanthoscelides obtectus is the source of this 300-nucleotide messenger RNA. The record is from the annotation of a GenBank genome assembly. Lineage: Eukaryota; Metazoa; Arthropoda; Insecta; Coleoptera; Chrysomelidae.
AUGAGGAUGGGGUUUCAUUACAAAAAAAAAGAAUAUAAGUUCCUUAGUUCCAAAUCUGGUUCCGGACAAUUUACAGCCGGAACACUUAAAAAUCCUAAUGCGAAAGAGGAGUCACUGAUUCAGCUACAGAAGAAUUGCUUACGAAAACAAAUUGAAGCAGCCGAAGCUCAAAUUUCUUGUGCUCGAGCUGAACAGUCUUCGGCGGCAGCUGAAGAACGAGCCGCGAUUUCAUUAGUGAAGUUUGCCGAAGCUGGUGAGCAGUCAGUCAACCAUAUAAUUGAGCGUGACAUGUUACAGUAA